Messenger RNA from Gorilla gorilla gorilla (western lowland gorilla), 3926 nucleotides. It is a transcript of the gene ZNF669, whose product is annotated as zinc finger protein 669. The transcript has 4 exons. Gene Ontology annotation, molecular function: DNA-binding transcription factor activity, RNA polymerase II-specific. NCBI's taxonomy places the organism in Eukaryota, Metazoa, Chordata, Mammalia, Primates, Hominidae. Gene Ontology annotation, biological process: regulation of transcription by RNA polymerase II. Gene Ontology annotation, cellular component: nucleus. The record is from RefSeq and is a predicted model, not a curated record. Bases 196 to 1590 code for a protein of 464 amino acids.
GAGAGGGCAGCUUCCGGGAUCUGCCUGGCGGGUGCUUUGUCUCUCCUUCGCCGCAGCCGGCUCUUCCCGUUAGUCUCCGCUGCUAGUUCUUGGCUCUGGGAGGCCCAGGUGGCUCUGCAGCAGCCUCUGCCACCCUGUGACCUGCGAGUAUUGGAACAUCCCUAGCUGACGCCAGGACACCCGGGAAGCCGAGGAAUGGUGAGUGGACUGCGCCUGGCUUCCCGAAGUGGAGAAGAGGGCUGGUUGAAACCUGCUGUGGUGCGACUCGGGCUUCCACGCCAUCGGCUCCGGAACCUGCGGACCGAGUCGCCGCGGCGUAGCCGGGGCUCAGUCCUCUUCUGUUCAGGGCCGGGCCGGGCGGGGCGGGCAGCGGAACCCCUGCAUCCUGUCUGUACCUGCGGGCGCCACUUCCGCCGGCCGGAGCCCUGUCGGGAACCCCGCGCCUCCCCCACCCAGGACUCGGUGGCUUUUGAGGAUGUGGCUGUGAACUUUACCCAGGAGGAAUGGGCUUUGCUAGAUUCUUCUCAGAAGAAUCUCUACAGAGAAGUGAUGCAGGAAACCUGCAGCAACCUGGCUUCUGUAGGAAGCAAAUGGAAAGACCAGAAUAUUGAAGAUCACUUCGAAAAACCUGGGAAAGAUAUAAGAAAUCAUAUGGUACAGAGACUGUGUGAAAGCAAAGAAGGUGGUCAGUAUGGAGAAGUUGUCAGCCAAAUUCCAAAUCUUGAUCUGAACGAGAACAUUUCUACUGGAUUAAAACAAUGUGAAUGCAGUAUUUGUGGAAAAGUCUUUGUACGUCAUUCCCUCCUUAAUAGGCACAUCCUAGCUCACUCAGGAUACAAACCAUAUGGAGAGAAGCAAUAUAAAUGUGAACAGUGUGGGAAAUUCUUCGUUUCUGUUCCAGGUGUUAGAAGACACAUGAUAAUGCACAGUGGAAAUCCAGCUUAUAAAUGUACGAUAUGUGGGAAAGCUUUUUAUUUUCUCAAUUCAGUUGAAAGACAUCAGAGAACUCACACAGGAGAAAAACCCUAUAAAUGUAAACAAUGUGGUAAAGCGUUCACUGUUUCCGGUUCUUGUCUAAUACAUGAACGAACUCACACUGGAGAGAAACCCUACGAAUGUAGGGAAUGUGGGAAAACAUUCAGAUUUUCUUGUUCUUUUAAAACGCAUGAAAGGACUCACACUGGAGAAAGACCCUAUAAAUGUACCAAAUGUGAUAAAGCCUUCAGCUGUUCCACUUCCCUUCGUUACCAUGGAAGCAUUCAUACUGGAGAGAGACCCUAUGAGUGUAAACAAUGUGGCAAAGCCUUUAGUCGUUUGAGUUCCCUUUGUAACCAUAGAAGUACUCAUACCGGAGAGAAACCCUAUGAAUGUAAACAAUGUGAUCAAGCCUUCAGUCGCCUCAGUUCCCUUCACCUCCACGAAAGAAUUCAUACUGGAGAAAAACCCUAUGAAUGUAAGAAAUGCGGUAAAGCCUACGCUCGUUCCAGUCACCUUACUCGCCAUGAAAGAAGUCAUGAUAUAGAGGCUGGGUGUAGUGACUCAGCCUAUAAUCCCAGCACUUUGGGAGGCCAAGGCGUGUGGAUUGCUUGAGCCCAGGAGUUCAUAACCAGCCUGGAUUAAAACAAUGUGAAACAACCUGGGCAACAUGGUGAAACCCUGUCUUUACAAAAAAUAAAAUAAUGCCGGGCACGGUGGCUUACGCCUGUAAUCCCAGCACUUUGGGAGGCCGAGGCGGGUGGAUCAUGAGGUCAGGAGAUUGAGACCAUCCUGGCCAACACAGUGAAACCCCGUCUCUACUAAAAAUACAAAAAAUUAGCCGGGCGUGGUGGCGGGCGCCUGUGGUUCCAGCUACUCGGGAGGCUGAGGCAGGAGAAUGGCGUGAACCCGGGAGGCGGAACUUGCAGUGAGCCGAGAUCGUGCCACUGCACUUCAGCCUGGGUGACAGAGUGAGACUCCAUCUCAAAAAAUAAGAUAAAAUAAAAUAAAAAAAUAAUUAGCUGGGCAUGGUGGCACAUUGCAGUUGUCUUAGUUGUUUUUCAAGGACAUAAAAAGCCGUGCGCAGCAGGCGGGGAAGCCCUGUGCAUGUGGAUCACGAGGUCGGGAGAUUGAGACCAUCCUGGCCAACAUGGUGAAACCUCGUCUCUACUAAAAACACAAAAAUUAGUUGGGUGUGGUGGCAUAUGCUUGUAAUCCCAGCUACUCAGGAGGCUGAGGCAGGAGAAUCGUUUGAACCAGGGAGUUGGAGGUUGCAGUUAGCUGAGAUGGCGCCACUGCACUCCAGCCUGGUGACAGAGUGAGACUCCAUCUCAAAAAAGCCCUAUGCGGCUGGGCGUGGUGGCUCACGCCUGUAAUCCCAGCACUUUGGGAGGCCAAGGUGGGUGGAUCACAAGGUCAAGAGAUCGAGACCAUCCUGGCCAACAUGGUGAAACCCUGUCUCUACUAAAAAUACAAAAAUUAGCUGGGCGUGGUGGCGGGUGUCUGUAGUCCCAGCUACUCAGGAGGCUGAGGCAGGAGAAUCACUUGAACCCAGGAGGCAGAGGUUGCAGUGAGCUGAAAUUGUGCCACUGCACUCCAGCCUGGCAACAGAGUGAGACUCCGUCUCAAAAAAAAGGCCUUAUGUGUGUGAGAAAUGUGGUAAAGCAUUUACUCUUUCCCAUUCCCUCAUAAACAUGAAAGAGCUCACACUUCAGAAAACCUUAAGAAUGUAGGAAAUGUGGUCAAGCCUUCAGAUUUUCCUAUUUUGAAGAUUUGGGAGGACUCAGAGUGGAGAAGAGCCUUUUAAAUUUAAAUUUGUGUUAAGGCCUUCAGUUGUUUUAGUUCCGUUUGAAGACAUCAACUCAUUCCUGAGAAAAACCCUAUGAAUGUCCAGAACGUGGGAAUGUUUCAUUUCUCUCAUAUCUGCUCAAGGACAUGUGAAAAUGCACACUGCAGCUGAACCUUGUAAAUAGAAGAAUGUACACGGGAUUAAAACUAAUAUUUAGAAACUGCAAGAAUAUUUUCAGUUUUAACAUUUAUUUGAAAAGUCGUGAAAACUCCCACUGGAAAGAAGUUCUAUAAGUGAAGUUUUUCUAAUUUGGAAAGCCUGAUGCAAAUUAAUUAUGGUGCGGUGCUUGAAAAAAAUGUACAUGUAUGAAAUGUUACACAAGUUACAAGUAUAUUGUUUUUAUCAGUGGCUCAUUCUUAAAGAGUCUUGAGUAUGCAUUUAACCUUAUUUUGCAGGAAAACCUUGAGGUGAGAGUUCUGUAAAUGCUUUUUAAGCAGUACUUGAAUUUCAUAGUAAUGAUACUUUUUUCAGUUUGUUGGUAGAAUUUUUGUCUGUUCAUUUGAUAAUGUGCUGGAUUCAUGGUUGAAUUUUGAUGUUUUUCUAAUAUGUAGGUAAAUUUAAUUUUUUUAUUUUAUUAUUGUUUUUUUGAGAUGGAGUCUCACUCUGUUGCCCAGGCUGGAGUGCAGUGGUGCGUCUUGGCUCACUGCAACUUCUGCCUCCUGGGUUUAAGCAAUUCUCCUGCCUCAGCCUCCCGAGUAGCUGAGAUUACAGGCGCCCACCACUACGUCCAGCUAAUUUUUUGUAUUUUAAGUAGAGACAGGGUUUCACCAUGUUGGCUGGGCUUGUCUUGAACUCCUGACCUCAUGAUUUGCCCCCCUCAGCCUCCCAAAGUGCUGGGAUUACAGGCAUGAGCCACCGUGCCCAGCGGAGUAAGUUUAAUUUGUAUGUAUUGUUCUGUGAUUAAUGGACCAGUGAAUAAUGAUUGGUAAUUGUUGCGAUUUUCUUACUAGCCUCGUUUGGCAAAUUUUGGUUAUCCCUUGUCCAUUAUACACAUUCCACCUUUUUUUAUUAAAGGAAAAACUACUCUUGGUGUAAAGAUGUUUAUUUUUUGCUAAUAAUGAGUUGGUAUUCCUAAGUACAUAAAGUUUAUCAUAGAGUAUCA